Molecule: messenger RNA, 432 nt
Organism: Emiliania huxleyi CCMP1516
Lineage: Eukaryota; Haptophyta; Isochrysidales; Noelaerhabdaceae
Exons: 3
Coding region: 1-432 (143 amino acids)
Source: RefSeq, a predicted model, not a curated record
AUGCGCCUGGCCUCCGCCUCUUCGGCGCGCCGCACGGCGGCGAGGGCGGUCGAGUGCACGGAGCUAAGUGCCUCGCCGUCCUCGCGGGAGUCGCUUAGGCGGCUCCAGUGCCAAGGGCGACUACCGCGGUUCGCGCGGGAGAAGAAUUGCGACCUGCGUUUGCUCGACUUCGAGACGUUCGGCGGCUUCGGGAACGGCGUCCGCAAAAUUCUUCGGCAGGCGGCGGACCAGCUGAGUAACAAACUUUCGCACGCUCAGCACCUCGAUGAGGUCACAUGGACCACCAAGAACUGGCACGGGCUGCAGAUGCAGCGCUUGUCUGUCGUCCUCCACACCGCUGUGGCGUGGCAGACGGUGAACGAGCUAGCGUGCGGGGACAGCGGCAUUGUGCACGGUGCUAAGUGCAUUGCCGUUCUUAACGGAGUCGCUUAG